Effrenium voratum is the source of this 975-nucleotide messenger RNA. The record is from the annotation of a GenBank genome assembly. NCBI's taxonomy places the organism in Eukaryota, Dinophyceae, Suessiales, Symbiodiniaceae.
AUGGACCUGACGGAGGAGGUUGAGUCAGAGUUGGAGAGAUCGAACAAUGACAACACUGGGCCCGGGUUAUUGCAGCCAAAGACCGAGAACGACGAGCCAAGACAGCCGGUAGAUUGCAGUGGCAUAGACGAUCCCGAGAUCAAAAAGUCAAGCGCCAAAGGCAUGCUGCCCAGGCGUGCCGUGCUGCGUGCUGGCAGCAGCGGGCCAGUGUUGGCGAAGUCAUGGGCUGGCACCCAGUCACCAAAGCGGGCCCUUCCAAACACCAAGGCGGUCGAUCCGAGUCUGGCAGUACACCUCACAAGCAAGCUUGGGCCCAUAUCACCGGAGUCUGGCGAAGGCGGUGUGAGGUCAGGCCGAGCUGCGCUUCGAGGCGACGGGGACAAGCCCAGGCACGUGGAGUCCGGCAGAGGCGUGGGCGUGCCGAGGGCCGUGCGGCUGAAGGCGGGCGAGAUCAGGUCAGGUCGGGCAGCGCUGCGGGGUAAAGGCGAGGAGCUCACCUCCACAGAGCCCGGAGUGGGCAACGAAAGACCCAGGCGACCAAAUGACCUCAGCAGCGAGAAGGACCCGAGGUUCACAGAGUCAGGGGCCAAAGCGGCAAAGCCAAAGCGGACAAAGCUGCGAGCCAGUGGGGUUAAGCCCAGGCGAAGAGAGUCAAACACGGGCGAGGCAAAGUCAAAGCAAGCCCUGCUAAACACUGGCAAUGCCGAUUCAACCCGGAGGCCGCACCGCAGGAACGAGGAGCUGUCCAAGUUGGUAGGAUCCAGUAGCAACAGCAACAAGCCCGCGCGCACGAAACUUUGUGUCAGCACCGACAGGCCAAUGUGGGUAAAAUCCGAAAUGAACGGCGCGGGUGCCAUGCGCGAGGCGGAUCUGGUCGGGACUGCGGAUCCUGACAUGAUGAAGUCAUACGCCGGCAAAAGGGCACCAAGGCAAGCCGUGCUACACGCUGGCGCUGCCAGCUCCAAACAAGCAUAG